This is a messenger RNA of Oncorhynchus kisutch (coho salmon), 1525 nucleotides long. RefSeq names its product titin-like. Gene Ontology annotation, cellular component: plasma membrane. Bases 528 to 1136 code for a protein of 202 amino acids. Gene Ontology annotation, biological process: homophilic cell-cell adhesion. The transcript is spliced from 2 exons. NCBI's taxonomy places the organism in Eukaryota, Metazoa, Chordata, Actinopteri, Salmoniformes, Salmonidae. The record is from RefSeq and is a predicted model, not a curated record.
UACUCAGUUGGAGUUUUGCAGAGUGGAAUUUACUCUUGUCAAUUUAACAAUGAUGCUGGCAUUGAAAGAUGUAGUGCUGCUUUAAUGGUGAAAGGUUGCAACAUGCUCUUAUUUAAACUCAUGCAUUGACUUCCAUCUCCCCAUCUUUCCUCAACUGGCUUCGAUUAUUCCGUCUGUCAUCGAUUGCUUUUAUCUGUGCUCUAUUGCUUUGCAUUUUCACAACUCCUCCACCACCUCCUUUUCACAGCUCCCUGACCAGUUCACAGCUCCCUGACCAGUUCACAGCUCCCUGACCAGUUCACAGCUCCCUGACCAGUUCACAGCUCCCUGACCAGUUCACAGCUCCCUGACCAGUUCACAGCACCUUUACCUGCUUCUCCAUCACACCAACAAAUGUUGUGUCACUCUUCCCAUUUCCCUUGACGCAUUCAUCUUGCCUUUACUCCUUAACAGAUGCAUCAAGUCAUCAAAUUACAUAUUUUUGCAGUUCAUUGCAAGCCUCAUAUUCUUUCACUGUGUCAAGGUGCAUGUGCUUCAAUAAGCUAAUUUUGCAAAAUGUUGGCUUUGCAGAACCUCCUGAAUUUGCGCUAAAAUUGCCAGUCACAAAGUUUGUGAAGAAGUGCCAGCCACUCCGUCUUGAAUGCAAAGUUAAGGGUUCCCCCUCUCUGCGAAUGCAGUGGUACAAAAAUGGCACUAAGAUCACAGAUGGUGACAACUAUAGACAAUCAUUUGUUGACUCAACGGCAGUCCUUGAGCUGCGCACCACAAGAUUUGAUGACAAUGGAGUCUACACCUGUGAAGCAACCAAUGACGCUGGAAGUAUAAGCUGCAGCACAACUCUUAGAGUCAAAGAUGCACCAUCUUUCCUCAAAGUACUUCGGCCAAUUGAAGGAAUGAAAGGAAAGGAUGCUAGCCUACACUGUGAGAUGUUUGGCACAGCACCCUUUGAGAUUACCUGGGCCAAACACAAAACGCCAUUAAAGGAAAGUAGGAAAUAUAAGAUUGUGAAUGAGGAUACUGCUGCCGCUCUUCAUAUCAUUGGAUUGGAAGCUUCAGAUUUUGGAGAAUAUAAGUACAAGGCAUCAAACAGUAUAGGAUAUGAAAUAUGCUGUACUACAGUUCAACUCAGAGGUUAGUAGAAAUGCGUCAUCGGUGGGUAUUUUUUAAUUUUUUGAUCCUGCUUCAUGAUGAUUUAUUUUUAGCCUCUCCAUUUUUGUCCUCUCUCAGAACCACCAACGUUUGUGGAGAAAUUGUUGAAUACGACAUGCACAUUGGGUGAAGAAGUCACCCUGAAAGCCACUGUCAAAGGCUCUCAGCCAAUGACUGCAUCUUGGUUACAGGAUAAGGAUCACAUUCUCAGAGAUGGUGACAUCCAGAAAAUGACAUUUGAAAACAACCAGCUCCCUCUUAAAGUAUUUAAAGCAGACUCACUGGCAAUGGGCAAAUACACGUGCCAACUCCGAAACGAUGCCGGAGUUGUGGAAUGUUUUUCUAACAUAACUGUAUUAGGUUUGUACAUUUCCAU